Rubroshorea leprosula is the source of this 1375-nucleotide messenger RNA. The record is from the annotation of a GenBank genome assembly. NCBI's taxonomy places the organism in Eukaryota, Viridiplantae, Streptophyta, Magnoliopsida, Malvales, Dipterocarpaceae.
CUUUCCCUCUCGUCUCUACUUGCUAGAUUUUGCAGUCGCCUGCAAAUGCAAUCGAAUUCGAAGAAGUAAUAACUCAGAGAGCUUGAAUUCCAUUUCUUCAAGCAUUUAUAGAGAAAGAGAAAUAUGGUUUCAAUUCAUCUUCCAAGAUUUCACCUUUCAAUCCUCACAAAACCACCUCCAUAUCUCAAUCUCCUUCCCAGAACGAAGCUACCCAUUACAUUCAAUCCUCUGGGGAGGCUCUUUUCUGUACCGAAAUCCACUCUUUCUACUUCAGAGCCGAUACCCAUUACUGACUUCUCAGUUCCUGAAGAGCCAAGGCUCGAGAUUUCGUUGGAGAAGCUGUUUGUACCACCGGAUACGGUUGUUUCCUGCGAUGAUGCUAGUCUCAGUACGAGGAUCUUAAAGGGGUCAAAUAUAGUAUUGAGCAAGUACGCCAGGGACGCGCAGGUGGUGCAGGCUGAGUUUGUGAAGAGUAGUGUGAGGACUGAGGAUUGCCCGUCUGAUGGGUUGCCUGAGUUUGCGCUUGUGGGUCGCUCCAACGUGGGGAAAUCUUCGCUCCUUAAUUCGCUUGUGAGGAGGAAGCGUCUCGCUCUUACGUCCAAGAAACCUGGUAAGACUCAGUGCAUCAACCAUUUCCGCAUCAAUGACAGUUGGUACUUAGUGGAUUUGCCAGGAUAUGGGUAUGCAGCUGCCCCUCACGAACUGCGAACAGACUGGGACAAGUUUACCAAAAACUACUUCCUAAACCGAUCAACACUAGUCUCAGUCUUCUUGCUUAUUGAUGCCAGCAUUCCUGCAAAGAAAAUUGACCUUGAAUAUGCUAGUUGGCUUGCUCAGAAUCAGAUUCCAAUGACGUUGAUCUUUACCAAAUGUGACAAGCGGAAGAAGAAAAGGACUGGAGGGAAAAGGCCUGAAGAAAAUGUCAGUGACUUUCAGGAGUUAAUCCGUGGCUUCUUUGAGACAGUUCCUCCGUGGAUUAUGACUAGCAGUGUUACCAAUCAAGGUCGUGAUGAGAUAUUACUGCACAUAGCUCAAUUGCGGAACUACUGGCUCAAACACUGAGGAAAAUCCAAAUAAUAGAGCUUUUGUGGAUGACAAGGAUUGGUUGUCGUGCUUGAUUGAAACUGUUGGUCCAUAAACAAAGGCUAAGAAAGCUGUUACAAAAGAAAAUAGAAAAGAGAGAGAAAUCCAGGUGCUUGAGAGGUGAUCUCACCAUAUUUUCCGGCUAUCAAUGGUGAGUGAAAGUUUAAGGAACUCUCAGUUUCUGCUUUGGUAUAAAAUGAAGGCAGUCCCUUUGCAGUGGGUUCACCUUGAUUUUGUUUUUGAAUUUGAAACUUAAGCUGCUGUUGUAGACUAAUCAAGUUAAAAAACGAAU